CUGAUCUAUUAAUAUUCAGUGCUGAACUUGUGCAACAAUCUUGUGACUGUAGCCACCACGGAAGGGCAUUUAAUUUGGAAAUCGCUUCAUAAUAGUUUAAUUUCAAAGGGAAAUGAACCUGAUUCUAGCUGUGAAAGUAUUUAGUUGACCUCUGCUUGGACUCCUGUCACUCACAGCAGUUCCAUUAAAGGGCCCCAUGUCAAAGGACACAUUCCCAUUUACCUCUACUUCACUGCGCUCUCUGAGACUGGAGCAGGCGUUUCAGGAAUGGGAGGAUGCACGGCGGGCACUGGCUCACAGGAGAGCCAUGACUAGAGCGCCUUUGCCUCGGGCCCCAAGGCCUCCUCCCCGUCAGCAGCGGCUCCAGGAAGUCAGGGCCCCUCCACCCCAGGUGAAGUGCAGAGACACUGCCGUCCACAACACCUUCAUGUGCGGGGACAUGAAAGGAGUGUAUGCAGUGCUGAAGGACCCUGCUAUGGUCAAUGCCUUGAUGGAGACAGUGCAUGAGGAGAUGGUGUGGGCUCCAGAGAUGGGCAUGUGGACCAUGAGCUCCACGGUGAAACAGACCUCAGCCUUACGUCUGGCUGCCAGCAGAGGACACACAGCAUGUGUGGAGGAGCUGCUGUUUCGUGAGGCGGAGGUGAACGCUGACCCUGGAGGCAACACAGCCCUCCACGAUGCCUGCAUAGGUGGCCAUUCUAUUUGUGUCCAGCUGCUGCUCUCUCAUGGAGCAGAGCCUGAUCUGUUGGCUGCAGAUGGCAGUGCCCCUCUUCACCUCUGUACCUCUGCCCAGUCAUUCCACUGCGCUGAGCUGCUUUUAGAAGGAGGUGCAGAGGUCAAUGUGAGGACCAGGGAGUCGAGACUCACACCUCUGCAUGUGGCUGCUCGGCGAGGCCUCGAAGAGCACAUCCAGCUCUUUCUUAGCCACGGAGCUGAUGUGUUAGCCACAAAUCGAGAGGGCGAGACCCCUCUGAACGCUGCAUGCUCCGGAGCCGAGAGACCAUCUGAGGCCGGACGCUAUCUUCGUGUGGUUCAGAAGCUUUUGGACGCAGGAGCUGAUGCUCGAACUGCAGGCAGGAAGCAGCACACUCCACUGCACAACGCCUGUGCAAACUGCUGCCCCAGGAUUGUAGACCUCCUCCUGCAGCAUGGGGCCAAGGCUGAUGUCACCAACUGUGCAGGAUACACAGCCAUGGACUGUUUGCUGCAGGUGGUAGAAGAUUUCCCGGACCAGCAACCUGAAGCAAUUGCACGAUCACUUCUGAACCACGGAGCUAAGCCUGUUUCACCAAAGAUGCUGAAGCAGUGUGUGCUCUCCCUGGCCACUGUCGAGGUGCUGCUGAACUCGUACCCCCACCUCCCGCCCUGUGAAUGGAUGGAUGCUGUGUCUGCUGAGAUAUAUGAGGAGCAUCGGUCUUUCUUCCAGUUGGUGCGUCAGCGAAGUGCUCAGCCUCGCUCUCUGCAGCAUCUCUGUCGGUGUGCUUUACGUCAGCAUUUAGGAGCCCAGUGUCACUCAGUUGUCAGCAAAUUGGACAUUCCCAGCUGUGUAAGGGAUUAUUUGUUGCUCUGUAAUGAUGGCACGCUCUUCUGACUGUACAUAUUGUGUAUCUUGCCUCAUUGGAAACUUAUAUUAUUUUAGAUUUCAGGGGUUUUCAGGUGGUGACCCUCAGAUACAUAUGAUAGAAAUGAGCGUGUUACUUGACUUUACAAAAAUAGUUGCACUGAAGAACACAAAUGUAUGUAAAUUAGAUUUAAAUGACAUGUUUGUGAAAUUCAGACACAUUUAAUGGUUUUAUUUGUUCAUGGGGAAGCGAAUAACCAAGAAAACGUUCAUAUGAAGUUCUAAGAAGUUUCGGGCUAUUUACUGUUGAUUUGGAUUAGUUGGUGCUAUAUGUGUAUACGAAAUGUUCAUGGAAGUAAUGAAGAAGGAGCUGCAGACAGAAAAGUCAAUGAAAAGAAGCUCCUGGUGCAGUUUUUCUCCUGAUGUUAAUGUCAGAGGAAGUUUGAAAUGCUCGUUGUCGCCUCUCUCAGCUCUCAUGGGGCAGAGACUGGGUACACACUGGACCCACCAGUCGCCAGGCUAUUACAGGGCUAACACAGAGUUCACAUAUUUUUUCAUUUAAUUAAUUGAUUUCGUUUUGAAUCCUUUGUGAAUACUGAACCUACGAACAACUUUGGGCCAUACAAAUCAUAGGAUUUUUUUUUCUCGUAGGUGCUUUUAUAUAUAAAUUAAUAAAAUAUUUAAAUAUUUUCAAAUAAACAACUAACAACGAUGUAACAAUAAAACUGUUUUUAAAAAAAAC
Molecule: messenger RNA, 2303 nt
Organism: Haplochromis burtoni (Burton's mouthbrooder)
Lineage: Eukaryota; Metazoa; Chordata; Actinopteri; Cichliformes; Cichlidae
Gene: asb16
Product: ankyrin repeat and SOCS box containing 16
Exons: 7
Coding region: 197-1591 (464 amino acids)
Biological process (GO): intracellular signal transduction; negative regulation of delayed rectifier potassium channel activity; positive regulation of transcription by RNA polymerase II
Cellular component (GO): membrane; nucleus; axon initial segment
Molecular function (GO): transcription cis-regulatory region binding; transmembrane transporter binding
Source: RefSeq, a predicted model, not a curated record